ACUUAUAAUUUCAUCGUGUAGAAUUAAUCAUAGAGUCGAUUUUUAAAAAUAACCGCAUCAUUUUCUGGGUGACGGGAUUUGAACGAUCCUGACCAUGAUCAUAUCUUUGGAGUACCUUUUGAUUUGUUUGUUUGCUUAGUUUUUGUUGAUGAUACUGUUCUUAUUGUUGUUGUUGUUACUGUUGCUGGUUUUUUUAAUUAUAAUCUUAUCUGGACUCUUAAAAGGUUUGUGCACUUCAAAGGUGGCAAGGUAUUUAUUAAACAAUGCUUUUGGUUGCAGGAUAUGGAUAAGAUUUUCCUGGACCUCAGCUGUGCUGAAGGCGCUCACCGAGGCAUAGGAGAUUCUCUUCUUAACUCCAAAAUUUUAACCGAAGAUAGUUACCAAGACUGUACACCUAAGGCACCUAAGGAGACAUCAUACUUCUUUAGCUGGGCACCAAAACUGAGUCAUGUGAGAGAUAGCAAAGAUGUUGUGGAUGGCGCUGUUGUGGAGAUGGAAGAACCACUUCUGACUUCAGGAGUUGACGGUUUAAGUAAGCCGUCUUACCCAGUUCUCGGCGAGGGCCUCAACCUAAGAGACGAGCUUAAAGAAACAUCAGUCGAAGCGGAGAAUCCUGAAGCUGAUCCUGAGGAAAAAGACGAUGAAGAUGGGAACGCCUUUUGAGUCCAAGGAAAUAUCAAGUUUAAUUAUUUGACCGGAUACAUGAACUGCCAUGCCCAAGAAAUAGGAGAAAAUGUCCACCUGAAAUCGAGUUGUGGAAGUUAAAACUGACGCCAAAAGGCGAUAUUUUUUAAUGGGGAUUGAGAACACAAUUUUAAGAUUAAUGAAAUAAUCAGUGCUGUUUUUCAAGAUGUAUUAUGUAGAUAUUUAUACAUUCUUAAAACAUAAUGUUAUAUUUCAGUCAUUGCUGAAGUUCCUGAAUUGAGCACAACGUUUCAGAAGCCUUCGUUGGCUUACAUGUCUAUUGUUUGCCUUUAGUCCUUUAGGUACGUUUUUGUUUUACUUCAGUGCUUUAGUUGAAUAUCAAAACUUACCCUCCUAACGAAGCACAAAGUUAAAUUGAAGCCAGUCUCACCCUAGUCACAUGUUUGUGACUUGAGGUUUCAUUGGCUCUAUGUGAUUUUUACCAUUGUUCUGGUUUUUACAGAACUUAAUGGCAAAGGACUCAACCACACCAUAGUUAGUGGGUUUAACCAAACUAUUGAGAAUUUGUAAAAAAAAGAUUUGUAAAGAGUCUCUAUCAUAAGGCAGUAGAUGGUCCUCAGUUUUAAAGAAUUCCAUACUGAUUUGGUUAAGUGCGGGAAAGAAGUACACUUUACGCCUGUUCUUGCAGUGAAGGGAAAGCUGCAUAAAGCGCUAACUUAGUUUUACAGGGCCUGUAAGUUUCUGUUUUAAAUUUUUAAAGGACAUCAGCUCACAGAUUUUUAAUCUGUAUUUUGACGUCAUUAAUAUGAAUGUCCUAAAAAGGGAGUUUUCCCUUAGUCCAAUACUAAGGUCAAUAUUGAAAUGACCCAGAAGAUACAUAA
Pocillopora damicornis (cauliflower coral) is the source of this 1526-nucleotide messenger RNA. RefSeq lists its product as uncharacterized. The record is from RefSeq and is a predicted model, not a curated record. NCBI's taxonomy places the organism in Eukaryota, Metazoa, Cnidaria, Anthozoa, Scleractinia, Pocilloporidae.